CAUCAUUUUUUUCAUAUAGAUAUACAAAAUGACGGCAUCAGCCAUAGGUCGCUCCGUCCUGAAAUUCCGAUCAUCAUCGUUAACCAAAUCUUUUUCUCAAAUCCUCAAGCCAUCACCAAUAUUUCUCUUACAUUCUCUCCGACCGUUGUCCGACAACUCCAAAUCCUUAAAUGAUGAUUAUAAUUAUUGGCAUGUUCAUAUGGAGAGACAGAGACCUGGUGGUGUUUGUUUCAAUAAACAACAGAUGAUUGAUUUUUAUGUUCAAACCCUUGCUACGGUUUUAGGAAGUGAGGAAGAAGCAAAAAAGAAGAUUUAUAAAGUUAAUAUUGAUAGUUUUGGAUGUGAGAUUAAUAAAGAGACGUCAAAUAAGCUUGAAGGACUACCCGGUGUGACGUUAGUUGCACCUGAGAAAAAAGAUGACUAUGAAUCUGGAGCUGAGGCAUUUGUGAAUGGAGAAAUCGUUAGUUCACCUAAAAAGUGACGGAAGCUGUAGCCGAAUACACUCAGAGCAGAGGACGUACCCUUAGACAAUGACCCGGACUCAUGAUGCCUGACCCAUGAAAACAACAGUUAGACUGUCAAACAUUUCUAUAAAAGUUAUAUAUUUUCAAGAUUGUUGCGGUUUUGAAAGACUUUUUUUUUUUUUUUUUUUUUUUGUCAAAAUAAGCUUCUUAGUUCAAUAUAUUUUCUUGAAAUAAUAGUAAUUGCUCUGGCCCCUUGGUUGUAUUUCUUGCGUUUCAUCAUCAUAUACAUA
Molecule: messenger RNA, 754 nt
Organism: Erigeron canadensis
Lineage: Eukaryota; Viridiplantae; Streptophyta; Magnoliopsida; Asterales; Asteraceae
Product: multiple organellar RNA editing factor 5, chloroplastic/mitochondrial-like
Exons: 4
Coding region: 29-481 (150 amino acids)
Biological process (GO): mitochondrial mRNA modification; cytidine to uridine editing
Cellular component (GO): mitochondrion
Source: RefSeq, a predicted model, not a curated record